Molecule: messenger RNA, 1684 nt
Organism: Acanthoscelides obtectus
Lineage: Eukaryota; Metazoa; Arthropoda; Insecta; Coleoptera; Chrysomelidae
Source: the annotation of a GenBank genome assembly
AGUCAAACUAACUACAAUGUAUCUAUUGAUUAUGGCCUUAAUGAUGAAUAUAUUUACUAUAAUAAUCUUGAUAUGCACUUACAAUACCGGCGAGCACAAAACCACGAAAAAAAUAUGUAUGGGAAUCCAGUUACUUUCAUCCGCCUGUUUUGCGUACUUAUUGCUAGAGGUGGAUUCAUUCUUAUCCACUUAGGGAGUGUCCCUACAGACAAUAUCUACAGAGUAAUCUUCUAUAACGUAUUUCAAAUUGCCAAUUGCAUCAUAUCGUAUAUCUCCUUUGGGUUGAUGGCUUCUUUUGGAGAUAUCAGCUUUGGCGGAUGGAUCGGAUAUUCGGAAUACAUCAAUUAUGAUAUGGAUCUUGCUGUUUUUGGCUUCUGUUGUUGUCUGAUUGGUUCCGCUCAAAUAUCAACGUUUCUAACCGGAAGAGUUCAUUUGGCAACUUCAAUAAUAGUGACCACCCUAUAUUGUAUCAUCAUCCAGCCUCUUCUGAUGCACUGGAUAUGGCAUGAUGAAGGUUGGAUGAACAAAAGUAUACUUCUGGAGAAAAGAGUGUCUGUGAAAGACUAUGCUGGAGACUUGGUUGUUCACUUGUCGAGCAGCUUGAUGGGGCUUAUUGGUAUCGCAUUUCUGGGAAGACGAUUGCUUAGGGUAAAAGACCUCGACGAGCGUUCAAUUGGUGCUGGACAAUCAGGCAGUACGAUCAUUGGUUACAUAUUGAUAAUCGCAGGACAUAUAGCGUUCAGUUUACCUACGCUAAAAUAUGAGAGUGAAAGAGCUCCUAAUAAUUAUAUGAACAUUAUUCUGGUCAAUAAUAUCAUUGCAUUGGCCGCAGGUAUUGGCUUGGUAAGCCUGUUUCACCUCUUCAUCUUCCGUAAAGUCUUCAGCUACUGGAUCGUUCUAAGAUGCCUCCAAGGUGGUAUAGCUGGCGUUAUAUCAAUAGCAGCUGCAGUUGACGCAUACUCCUGGAUACAAUGCGUCGCAGUUGCUGUUGUAGCUGCAGUUUUGUUCUUUUUCUUAUCCAUCCUCAUCCAUAACACUGCUUUGGAGGAUUAUUGUAACUCUACAGCGAGUGUGUUUGCUAGUUCGAUCAUAGGGUGUAUGGCUCCGCCUAUAUUGCUUAUGACUGAAAACUUUGGCGGUAGGAGUAAAAAGAUCCACGUCUUAUGGCAAUUCAUAUGUUUCCUUGUAGCAUUUUCUUGCAUCGCGCUAAUUGCCUGGUUACUUUUCAUGUUGCUUUCGAUGUGCAAGCUGCUUAGGAAUAAGAAAGAGGAAGAAAACCAUAGAAGGGCGUUAGUGAUACAAAAAUAUUUACCAAAACGAGGAUUCGUGGAAAGAUUGUUUGCUAUAGACAGCAAAACUGAACAUAUUGCUCCCGGCAAAGAUAAAGUGAAGUCUGUACGUAUUGACAGAACUAUUGAGACAGGCAAAGAUGUUGAAAGAAGAGGAACUUUUGGAGAUUCGUUUUCAGGCGAGGGAAGUUUAUCGAGAUCAUUCUCUUAAGAAUUAUUUUUUCAACCAAUUCGAGAUAGAGGUGACAAAAUAAAGUAUUUAAUAUCUUUCAGUCAUCAUUCAUAGUGAAUUCUGAGUAUUUUUAUAAGAAAAUGUACUGUUAGAAUUACUAUUUCAUAGAAACAGUAUGUAACGAUUUCAAUCGUAAACGUAAAUAUUGUAGAAAGUGUUGCCG